GCAGGUGUUACCAGAUCAUCUGUGUACGUCUAGUUUGCAAAUUCGAUGAAGUAGCAAGGAGAAAUUCCAGAUUUUCCAGUAUUGCUUUAUCUUAUCAUAUCUACAGAUAGUAACAUAAUUCUGGCAUGAGCCAGAUUACGGUUGCCGCCUAUGGCCGACCAACCUGAGUUCCAGCCCGGGGGGUCACGUCGACGAACACAUCGUCACAGUGGGGCUGAGCCGCGCACAACAGAUACACUGACAAAACUGCUGAGUGGGGCUGAAGACCCAGCACCCACAUCAUCUGCAGUACCACCCUGCAUCCUCAGUACAAAACAAUUGGCCAAGUCCAAAACAGAAACAAAGAAGCCUAAGAAAAGGCAGAGCUCUGGGGAAUCCUUAGAUUCUGAACCCAAAGUAAAAACAAAGAAGUCCUUUUAUCACAAGUCGGACAGUAGUAGGAAGCUAUCUCCACACAAGACGCACAAGGUCUUCAAGAAUAACAAAGUCGAUUCAAAAGCUGUUCCUGACAGCUCAAGCAUCCUGUUGGCUGAUACGAGUGACCCGGCCCCAGAUUCUCACAUAAUAGCAGACACUGCCACCCUACCUUUGCUGCCAGGAAGUCCGUCCAGAUUCAGUCCUAUCAAGAGUAAGUUGAGAUCCAACAUCAGAGCCACACUGAGUGAAGGUAUCUCCUACUUCUCACGUAGACGAUCAUCCGUCAAAGGAAAGAGCAAAAGCAAAAAGAUCAAGAGUUCAAAAAGAUCUGAGACAAUCACAUCUGAAGACAAGGCUGAAUCUGAACCCAAACCAGAAGUACAGCUCGCGACAACGUCAAGGUCGGAGGCCGAAUCUGAUCUACCACCCAAACGACAGUGUCUCAGGUCAUCAAUACCCGAGGCAGAAACUUCUGUUACUUUGAAGGUUUCAGCCCCAGCUUCAAGAGGUGAACAGCCAACUGCUGAAAACCUCACGACCAAAGCACCCUCUGGUGAGAGUAGUAGUAAACACAAGAGGGGCUCAAGAGGCAAGAAAACGGGAUCCUGUGCUAGUAGCAGUGGGCGGCGUUCCUCUGCGUGGGCUCGGCGUCAAGGAGUCAAUCCGCCUACCGGGUGCCGCAGCAGUGGUUCGGGAUCUGCCCGGGAACGAUCAGGGAGCGGAAAACCGCCAUCAUCAAGUCUAAUGUCUGGACAGGACACCCCUGCCAACAAUGCCGCAGGGGGGACAGGUCAGCGAGAGUCUGACGGGGCUCAAGGAGCCACACCCACGGGGGCUGCAACCCCGGGGUCCGGUGGACCGACCAACAUGACGUCGGAGAGCGAGUCAGAUGACACUGACAUGGGCCGGCUUCAAGCUCUGCUUGAAGCCCGGGGCCUGCCAUCUCACCUGUUUGGGGCACUAGGACCACGUAUGCAUCAGCUACUCCACAGAACCAUGAGUGGGGGAACCAUGAGCAAGGUCCAGCAGCUGCUCCAGGGUCUUCAGGCCUCGGGUGAUGAGGGCCAGCAACUCACUGCCGUCAUGGAAAUGUGUCAGUUGCUGGUGAUGGGCAAUGAAGACAGCCUAGCGGGUUACCCAGUGAAGCAGGUGGUGCCGGCCCUCAUCACCCUCCUGCAGAUGGAACACAAUUUUGACAUCAUGAACCAUGCAUGUCGUGCUCUCACCUACAUGAUGGAGGCUCUGCCCCGGUCCUCUGCAGUUGUUGUGGAUGCUGUGCCAGUCUUCUUAGAGAAGCUGCAAGUCAUUCAGUGUAUGGAUGUCGCUGAACAAGCUCUCACAGCUCUAGAGAUGCUGUCUCGCAGACACAGCAAGUCAAUCCUGCAAGCUGGAGGAAUCGCUGCAUGUCUGAUGUUCAUAGACUUCUUCAGCAUCUCUGCUCAGCGCAGUGCCCUAACUGUCACAGCCAACUGUGUACAGAGUCUAUCCUCAGAAGAAUUCCACUAUGUCAGGGACUCACUGCCUCUUCUGAGUGGGAGACUCAGCCACCAGGACAAGAAAUCAGUAGAGAGUGUGUGUCUGUGCUUCUCUCGACUCGUGGACAACUUCCAGAGUGACCAAAGACUGUUGAAGGAGAUAGCUGUUCAUGGCCUGCUCUCCAACAUACAACAGCUGCUGGUGGUGAGUCCCCCGGUCAUCAGUACAGGCACAUUUGUGAUGGUCAUACGGAUGUUGGGUGUCAUGUGUGCCAGCUGUCCUGAUCUGGCGGUUGUACUGCUCAAACAAAAAAUAGCAGAGACCCUUUGUUACUUGUUAAUAGGAGCCUCUGAACAACCCGAGAAGACUAUAGAGGUCAGUGCUCAUUCACUGAGGAGCAAUAAGCUUGUUUCCCGAACUCCCCAGGAAUUAUACGAGAUAGUUUGUUUGACAGGAGAGUUGUUACCGAAGUUGCCAAAUGAUGGCAUUUUUGCCAUUGAUUCAAUGUUACGGAAAGGCGGGUGUGUAAAUACAGAUUCUGUGAUAUGGCAGUGGCAGGACGACAGGGCAAUGUGGCGGCCAUACAACACUAUUGACAGCAAGAUAGUUGAGGCUGCAUAUCAAGCUGGUGAAGACGAGGUAAGCCUUUCCACAAUGGGCCGGUCCUACGCAGUUGACUUUAACUCAAUGCAACAAAUCAACGAAGAUACUGGUACAGCACGUCCUGUACAACGCAAACUAAAUCCCCUGGCCCCAGCAUCACAGCAGAGCUCAUCAGCCACGUCUGUGUCUGCGGACCCCAACUUAGAGAGAUGUGACUCUCGUGCUGAGAUCUUGAAGGAGGACAGUGAUCUGGCUACGGCCUUCAUUCAGACGCUCUUCUCCGUGCUGUAUGAGGUCUACAGCUCCUCUGCUGGCCCUACCGUGAGACACAAGUGUCUGCAGACACUGCUGCGAAUGAUCUACUACGCAUCAUCUGACCUGCUCAAAGAGGUGCUGAGGAACCAGCCAGUGUCAAGCCACAUUGCUGCCAUGAUGGCCUCCCCAGACCUCAAGGUGGUGGUAGGAGCUAUACAGAUGGCAGACAUCCUGAUGAAGAAACUGGAGGAUAUCUUUGGCAUAUAUUUCAGAAGAGAAGGUGUCAUGCACCAGAUAAAGUUUCUGUCUGAUAUGGAUCUACAGUCCCCAUCCACCACCUCCAAGUCCAUCUCCACCUCCUCCUCCCACAGUCUCACCAGCAACAGCAGUGGGGGCAGCACCUCGGGCUCAGGGUCUGGUAGCAUCGGCGGGGACACCAUUGAGAAGAAGGAGACAGAAAUCACAACCAUCUCGCCCGGAGCAACUGCUCAGCCUGAUGAGUCCCCACAGAUGCGUUUGAGUGAUGUUCUUAAAAGGAAACGACCCCCAAAACGAGGUCCAACCAGAAAAGGCAACAAAUCUGAUGAUGUGAUGGAAACGGGUGCUCGUGGUGGACCAGUCCUCAGUGGCAGAACUUCCGGUCGGGGGAAAUCUUCAAGCAAAGACAGUAAAUCUAGUUCUGGUCCAAAGGCAACCUUCUUGACAAGUUUGAAUCCAAGAAGUUGGGGUCGUCUUGGUGGUUCCUCGAGUUCUUCUGAUAGGCCACCUCUACCAAAGGACACAUCUGUACAGAAGAUAUCUUACAACACAUCAUCAGCGAACAGGGAGAAAGUGAGAGCAUGGAUCAAAGAGCAGGCUACCAAAUUCCUCGAGAAGUAUUUCUCAACAGAGGCUCCCGGUGGGAGUCACCCAGCCCUCAAUGUUCUCAACAGGUUGUGCACAGCCACUGAACAACUCUCUCUAGACAAUGAUGAAAGCCUGUCGGCUCUGAAGGAGAUUUCCAGUAUUAUGAAGGAGAGCGAUGUCUCACCUUUUGAGAUCAUCCACAGCGGCCUUGUAAAGAAACUGUUGAUGUACCUGACAUCCACGUCAGGCUCUGUCCCCCGGGACCUUCGCAUCAGGCUGUUUCUCCAUGUCUUCCUAGGAUGUCCGCUCCCUGAGGUGACCUAUAUUAAAGAGAGGAUAGAGGAUCAGCAGGGACAGCUGUACCCACUUGUCAGCAAGAUGAUGGGGUGUCUGCAUCAGUUAGAACAGUUCCAGGUGAAAGUGCAUGAUCUACCAGGGGGCAACAGUUCAAGUGGGCGGGGUUCAAAUGCUCUCAAGUUCUUCAGUACACAUCAAUUGAAAUGCCAGUUGCAAAGACAUCCUUCUUGUUCAUCUCUGAGGCAAUGGAAGGGCGGUCCAGUAAAAAUAGACCCCCUAGCUCUUGUCCAGGCAAUAGAGAGGUACCUCGUCAUGAGAGGUUACGGGAGAACCAAGGAUGGAGAAGAGGAGAUCAGUGAUGAAGAGAACUCAGAUGAUGAUGUAGAGGACACUAUGGCAGCAGUGUUCAUUAGUCAGGGCACAGCACGGCACCGCCUGGAGUUCCUGAUCGGAGACCGUGUCCUGCCCUACAACAUGACCGUGUACCAGGCAAUCAAACAGUUCAGCCUUAGUGGGGAGGGGAGUGAGACUGACACAGACUCGGAGAACCCUCUCAGUCACGCUGGUAUCUGGGUACAGACCCACACAAUAUGGUACCGACAGGCUGCUGAACAGGAAGAGGUCACCGCUACUAGUCCAAAGAAAACAAAAGCUGAGUCAAAAGGUGCUAAAGCUGCCCGAAGGAAACACGAUGAUCUGCAUAAAGAUAGCCAUUGUUCUGUGAUAGUUCCUCUCUUGAAUGCCUUCCUCACUGACAAGUUGCCAGCAUUUGUCACAGUGCAGGACCCGUCUCUAGAUGUCGUUGCCCUGUUGCGGGUGUUGCAUUCUCUCAACAGGCUCUGGGCAACUCUGUUUGAAGUGUCCUUCUUCCCAUCUCCGGUGCUACCAGCAUCAGACUUCACCAGCAAUAAACUGACAGCGAAGGCCAACCGUCAGCUUCAAGAUCCCCUCAUCAUUAUGACAGGCAACCUUCCCAACUGGCUGGGGGAAAUAGGCACUGCAGCGCCAUUCUUGUUCCCCUUUGACACACGGCAACUGCUGUUCUUCGCAACAUCGUUUGACCGAGAUAGAGCCAUGAUGCGCCUACAACAGGACAACUCUGGUGACAGCAUACAGAACGACAGUGAGAGAGUAGCUCCACGUCUGGAUCGCAGGAGACGAAUGGUUAGUCGUGUGGACUUGCUCAAGCAGGCUGAAAAAGUCAUGGAGGAACUGGGAAACUCAAAAGCUCUGUUGGAAAUACAUUAUGAGAAUGAGGUGGGUACAGGCCUUGGUCCUACGUUAGAGUUCUAUGCGUUGGUGUCCCGGGACUUCCAGAGGAGUGACCUGGACAUGUGGAGGGGUGAAGCUGUGAAGGCAGCCAACCCAUCAGACCCAGAAAACAAGAUUGCCUACAUGCACUCAUCAUGCGGCUUGUUUCCGGCCCCUCUGGCCAGAAACACCAAAGCUGCAGCUGUCAACAAAGUCAAGUCAAAGUACAAGUUCCUCGGCAAAUUCCUCGCCAAAGCUCUCAUGGAUUCAAGAAUGGUGGAUCUGCCACUGAGUCCCGUGUUCUACAAGUGGUUGUUGGGGCAAGAACACAGCGUCACGUCUGCCGACCUGCAACACAUAGACCCUGUUGUCGCUAAAUCUUUCCGCCAACUUGAAGAUAUUGUACACCAGAAAAAGAGAAUCUUAAGUGACAAGUCACAUACUGAAGAGUCUCGUCAGCUGGCUCUGGACAGUCUGACCCUGGAUGGGUGUAGUAUAGAGGACCUGGACCUCACCUUCACACUCCCUGGCUACAACACUAUAGAGCUGAAGAAGGGUGGCAAGGAUGUGCCAGUCUCACUCGACAAUCUCGAGGACUACUUACAGCUGGUGACACACUGGAGUAUUGUGGAAGGUGUGUCUCGCCAGUUCGAUGCAUUCCGGGAGGGAUUUGAAUCUGUGUUCCCUCUGUCUUCACUGCAGUGCUUCUACCCAGAAGAGCUGGAGCAGUUGUUCUGUGGGAGCGGGAGUGAGCUGUGGGACAUGAAGAUGCUGAUGGAAUGCUGCCGCCCAGACCAUGGCUACACACACGACAGUCGGGCAGUCAAGUUCCUCUUCCAGGUGCUCAGUGCUUACACCCCGGACGAGCAGAGAGACUUUCUUCAGUUUGUCACAGGCUCACCAAAACUACCUGUAGGAGGAUUCCGAAGUCUUUCCCCACCUCUGACCAUAGUGAGAAAAUCCUUCGAGUCCAAUGAAUGCCCUGACAAUUUCCUACCAUCUGUGAUGACGUGUGUCAACUACCUGAAGCUCCCGGACUACUCGACCGUGGAGAACAUGCGGGACAGGCUGAGUGUGGCUGCCAGAGAAGGACAGCUCUCCUUCCAUUUAUCAUGAGCUGUCAGGAGCCACACCAAUACUUUGUGGGCAUUUCCCUAGGACAAAGAGUUGUGUCAAAUCAAACAGGCUGAUUAUGAUGAAGCAAAAUAAUAUUUGUGACUGGAAUGAUAUUUUGUUUAUGGACUUGAAUGAUGGAGUGUUGAACAGACUGAGGUCACAGUGUUUGGUGUAGGAUGUUCCUACAGACACCUUCCCCUAAGUUGCCAAAGGGAAACACAUGAAGUGGUGACAAGGGGUCACAUGUGAAAAUAUUUGCAUACUGAUAAAAUCUGUGAAUUUCUUCAGACCAAAAUGGGGGUCAAGGAUACAAUUCAAAGUCAGACAAGUCAUGCCCAUUACUGUGUUUUCAAGGUAAUGACUUCUUGAUCAGCGAUACAUUCAAGGAGAGAAGCUGGCAUUUAACAGCAAGGAUGCAUCUAAUGGGAGUUCAAGGCUACGAUAUGGUGAUACAACAGAGUCUACAUAAUGUAAAACUACAGUUUGAUAAAUUAAGCUGUGACAUGAUUUGCAGUGACAAGCCAAUACAACAGUGUACCUAUACUAUUGAAGUACCUGUACACUGUAAUGCAAGGUGUUUGUGUAUGCGGCUCAUGCAAGCAUCCUCUAUGUACCUGCACAACCUGGACAGGCUCACCUUGAACAUUUGGCAUUUAAUUUGUAUCUCAUUUCUUGUUUUAUACAGAUGACUAUUCCUUAUUUCUGAUUGUGUUGUUAUGUGUUUGAUAUGGUAUGUAGAGCAGGAUCUGCUCGGUGUACAUAAAUACAUGUGAUAUAAUCAUAAGAGCUUCAUAUGGCUGUAACAGUCCUAGAGGGUCCACACGGACAACAAGACACCCAUUUCGCAUAUGAGCUCCACUGGACAACAAUAUUAUAAUGAUGUUCAUCAUGCAUAAAUGCUUCAACUGCAACCUGCCUGUGUGGCUGUCAUCGUCAUAGCAUCUUAAAACAAGGGGUGUGGAGUACCAGCUGUUUCCGUUAGCAAUAGCAGACUAGCCUAGCUUUAUGAGAAUCAUGGGACUGUUUCAAAGGACAUAGAAGGGAAACACAAGUAGCUGCCUAUUUUUGACAAAGUUGAUUCAUGUCUCUGUCCACAUGUACUGCUAUGGCUGCUUUACGCUGUCCUGUGUCCCAUCCAAUAUGUCUCUUUGCUGAUUUAGCAGAAUUCUGCAUUUAAGUUUCCCGGACUUGUUGGAAAUUGUCCUUAAAAUUGGUAUUUGACAAUUCCUAGUUGACGCCCACAAGGGUACAAUGUGUGAAGUCUAUCAUUGGUGUCCUGCCUUGAUGCAAUCAAAAAUACAAGUGGCUUCAACACAGACUCAUGGAUUCAGUCAAUCAUUCCCUUCCUGUUAAAUAAGCUAUCCAUAGUCUAAAUAUAUUUUGUUCCGUUUGAUACUUCGGAUAUGACAGUGUGGUUAAAGAAAGAACAAAAAUACCUACAUAUGGAAUAGACACACCCAAGCCACAAGUCAUUAAACCAUCAAUGAAAAAUUAAGUUGGAUUUCUCACCCAAGUGAAAAGUUUUCAAUUUCCACACCCCUGACACUAUUUUGUGCUUGUUCUACAAAUAUUGGGGAACUACAUCGUUCUAGAAAUGUAUCUGUGUAAGUUUGUCCCAGCAAACUUCCAUUAGUGCCACUCUGAUGAAUAUAAGUCUCAUUUUAUUCCUCUUUAUGCUAUUGUAAGUUCAUGAUAUUUUCACUAUGUUUGAUCAGUAGAUCUGUAUGAAAGGGUUAUAGGUUUGCAAUACCACAACUUGCGAAGUCUCUUUUACAGCAAAUGCAAAAUGAUAAGCAGAGGAUAUUGAAUUGCAUUUACAAAAAUAGUACUAAGUUUGGCAUCUCAAAAAAGCAUGAAUAUUAUAGUAUACAAAUAUCAUUAAAUGCACAUUCAGAAUGUGUAGAAAUUUAAUCAUUACGCCUCAUCUCGAACACUUGUAUGCAAACAGGCAUAUUAUUCAUCAAUGUAACACAAAUUUGAUGAAGAGAAAUUUGUAUUCUAUCCAUAUAUGAUUAUGUUGAUGUUAUGUCUCAUUAUCUUUGCAAUAUGCCACAGCUAUCCUUACAAUGAUUAAUUGAUCUGAUAUUGUAUCCUUUCUUAUGUUAAACCAAAGACUUGCUACAUUUAUUUAGUAAUGGAGAGGCACGGGUGGCUCAGUCGUUUAAGGCACCGCGAUUCGCUGUGCAGAGUUGCGUCCCUUGGGCACGCCAGAAACCUAUGAUUGUGGGUUCGAAUCCCAGUUCGCCCCGAUUAUGACCUAGGUUUGUCAGCACCAUACCCGUGCUCGUGGGUUUCAGCGAAGUGGUAAACGUCUGAGACCUGCAUCACUUCGGGCUUUCCUCCCACAUUAAGCUGACACGCCGUGAUAUAACUGGAAUACUGUCAAAAGCGGCGUUAAACCCAACUCACUCACUCACUCACUAUUUAGUAAUGGUAACAUGAGAACGCUGUCAUUGGUUAUUUUGAAGUCAUGGAUCCCUCACAAAGGUAAGCUUACAAUUCCAAGAUGUAUUCAAUUCUUGACAUGAGGCUCCCUUUCCACAAAGAAAAAUUAGUGCUUAAUAAAUCUAACUCCUUUUCUUUAGCACAAACUUACCACAGUUUGAGCUGGGGCUGGCACCAUACACCAACUGUGCGAUCCGAUAUGUUUCACGUGACCUUGCUCACGAUCUGAUACGUAUCGCGAUACUUGCAUGUGCACGUAUGUGUGGUGCAUACACCAUCUUUUUCAUAGACAGGAUUGCCUAAUACCUGGCACACUAAUCAUUAACAGUUGGCAGUGUCAGGUAUGGCGAAAUGGAUGAAAACUUUCAGAAGUAAAAAAUCGCAAUUCACUGAUGCAUGGAUGUAUCAUCCCACCACUAGUUGAAGCCCAAGUUAUGACUGCAGUACAUGUAAUACACUUUCAAGAUGGUAAUCUUUAUUUCAUUUAAUUGCACCCAACGUUGUGUUUACAUUAGAAUUAAGGACAUGGUACAGGCUAAGGGAUCAUGUUUCUUUUCAGCUGGGUCAAUGUUAACUGAUUGUUUAGCAUCGUAGUCAUUGUUUGUAAUUAAAGGUGGUUUUGAGAUUGGCUGCUCUGGUAUUUGAAUUUUGGGGCCCUCUGAAUCUGACUUUAUACGUUGGGGUUAUGACAAGGUCCCCUUGGCUUUUUGCUCAUUUUACAACACAGAUAGUGUAGGGUAUUGGUCAUUCCUGUAUUUGUGACAUACUGAAAACUGGUCUGGAGGUCUGCUGUACUAGAAAUGAUUCUGUUGGUGUUUCUAUGAUAGUGUAAUAGUUAUAAAAAGUCACAGUAUGGUUCCAUGUUAAUAUGCAACAAGGGAACAAGUCAUUAAACAGUACUGAAUAUCACUGUUCUUGUGACAGCUUUUUUUCAAUCCAGAAACAUGUGUUUUACAAUAAAGUUACUGUCCAAAGUUUUAUAUGAACUACUUAUCUGAAACUAUCUGCCCACAUGCAGAUUUCCAAAACAUGUCAUGCGUUGUGUUUGAUUUAGAUGUAUGCAAGACUAUCUUUUCCGGGAUUUAGAGGACAUACCUCGAAAUAAUUGGAACUUUCUUAACACUUGCAGAGCCUCUAGAGAUUCAUGUUUGCAAGUACCUGAAGUAUCCAUGGCAUGAAUUAUUCCAAAUAUUUACAGAAGCUCCAUAAAUUCCACCUUCACACUGAACAGAAAUGAUUCAACUAUUUUACUAGCAAUCAUUUGGGAAUUCUCUUUUCCAUGGUAAAAAGAUUACUGUUGGAAUGUCUGACUCUCACAAUGAUGUUAUGCAUAUCAGUAAAAAACAAAUAUUCCCAUUCAUCCAUCCCAAUGACUCCAGUGUCUCUGUAUAUAUAAUCUGAAACUCAAUGACAUGGGAAAGUGACCUCACUUCAGUGACUUCUUCCUUGAGCAAAGCUAUGGCCAACUGUUUGUCUACAUAUAUUAUCUGAAUCUGAUUGCUGAGUACUUGAAGCAUGUUUAUAUUCCUAAUGUUAUCAUCUCGGCUGAAGCACAGUGGAGCCUUGUCAAUUGAAAGUCUUGAGUUUGGCCAAUAUCGAUUAUAAGACUUAUUUAUUAACUUAAAAUUACCUGAAGUUCUUGGAGCAACAAUUUCCAGAUUGACAAGGUUUCACUGUGAUUGAGAUCAGUUUGUUAGUGUUCAUCAUGAAAAUAAAUUCUAUCUGUGGUAUAUAGAAACAUGUCAGUUGUUAGUUUGCCUGAUUCCUUGACCAAAUCACUUGAUGUUUGAAGAUGAAGUAGCCUUACUGUUAAUGAUGGUAUUCUGAUGGAAUAGCUUGGGCUUAACACAUCAAUAAACUGGACUUUAUAAAGAGAAUGUGUUUGUGUAAUUGACUGUUGACAGCUGAUGUGACACAGGCAGAAAUAGAACACAUAGUGAAAAGCCCAUUCUACCAAAUAUUCGGUUCUACCCUUGGAAAUGUUUUAUCUCGAAAGCAAUGAGAUAUUGUAAAGAUAGGGUAACUUGAAUCCUACCGGAACCUAGUUUCACCAGUAUUCUAAUGAAGUAAUGCAAUUGUCUGCAUUUCACAUUUCAUCACUGGUGCAUGAGACUGAACUGGCAUAUUUGAUAACAAAAUCUUGGUUUGGCAUGAGAGAGUUGUUCUGUUGUGAUGUAGAGAAUGGUCAAGGAAUGUGGGUGUAGGUAGCUUAUGUUGACACUGCAAAGACCUGUGUCAGUUGCAGCUGACCAUAGGUGUGCACUGUGUUCAUGUUACUUGUCUCUUCAACACAGGAUACCGAGAAAGUCUGAGUGAAAAUUUGAGUGUUCUAUUCUUUGAUAUUUGCCAAAUUAUGAUUUAUAUGAAAGGCUAAAGAGAAUAAAUGAUAUUUAUUAUAUUACA
Messenger RNA from Haliotis rufescens (red abalone), 11109 nucleotides. Its product is annotated as E3 ubiquitin-protein ligase TRIP12-like. Gene Ontology annotation, biological process: protein polyubiquitination; DNA damage response; regulation of double-strand break repair. The coding region runs from base 151 to 6261 and encodes 2036 amino acids. The record is from RefSeq and is a predicted model, not a curated record. Gene Ontology annotation, molecular function: ubiquitin protein ligase activity; zinc ion binding. Gene Ontology annotation, cellular component: nuclear speck. Lineage: Eukaryota; Metazoa; Mollusca; Gastropoda; Lepetellida; Haliotidae. The transcript has 42 exons.